Messenger RNA from Oncorhynchus gorbuscha (pink salmon), 1635 nucleotides. RefSeq names its product cysteine-rich motor neuron 1 protein-like. The record is from RefSeq and is a predicted model, not a curated record. Lineage: Eukaryota; Metazoa; Chordata; Actinopteri; Salmoniformes; Salmonidae. The transcript has 5 exons. Gene Ontology annotation, cellular component: extracellular region. Bases 245 to 1321 code for a protein of 358 amino acids.
CUACUCUAACAGUAUCGCCAACUCUUGGACAGAAUGAAACUUUGGACAUGUUUUCUUUGAGGCUAUUGAAGCAUAGCUGUUGUGAAAUCUAUUGGAAUUGGAUUAAAUGUGUACAGGAGAGGGAGACCGGGACAGACCGAGCCGGAGGGAAUGAGCGAGGGAGAGGGGUGUGUGGUUUUGGCUGGGAUAAGAAAAGAGAUGGUUGGUCAGGAAUCUGGCUGAAGGACAGUGGGAGGAGGAACACAUGAUGUUCAGAAGUCUCUCAGAGGAACUGAAGCUCUCUUCGAGCCUAUGCUUUGGUACGGUAGGUUGGGUUAUUGAUAACAGAGCAAUGGUUUGGGUUUAUCUUGGGCUCUGGGUGUUCUUGUUGGGGUGUAGCCCCUCCCAGCUGCAUGGACAGGUUAUUCUAGGUAAGGGGGAAGUGUGUGGAGGGGCAGUGGAGGGCCAGUGUGACACCAACCUCACAUGUGUGUCUGUGAAGCCCGCUGACAAGGAGCAAACAUCCAGUGCUGGACUCUGCAGCCCUCCCCUUGCCCCAGGCUGUGUGCCAUGCUCUGGAGUGCUGUGUCCCCAUGCCAGGCGAGUCUGCCCUGGGGGACAUGUCACUGAGCCGUGUGGCUGCUGCCCACAGUGUGCCCGUCAGAUGGGCCAGGUGUGUGGAGGCCCCCACUGGGAGAAAGGCUAUUGUGACAGAGACCUCACCUGUACCCUGUUCACCGGACGCAGCCCUGCCAGACCCCCACACACCGGCGUGUGCAAAGUGUUACUUGGGCAUCAGGCAGACCCCCUGGCAGACCCCCUAUGUCCCUGGAUGUGGGGCUGCAACGUCAGGGCAGGGGCCUGUGACUGCUACUCCCUACAGACUUGCCACGCUGCCUUCUCCUAUCACAGUUUGGACCAAUGUCUCAAAACAAUGAGAGGGGAUGAGCUCUGGAGCGAGAUGGAGGAACAAGGGGAGCAUACAUGUGUGGAAUGGGGCUGUGAGUUGCAGGGAAGCCAGUGUGUGUGUAUGGAGAGGAGCUGCUACUCACCCACACCAUUAUUCUCUGAAGACACCUGUGAAAACAUGCUGCAGAGAGCUCGCUGCAGCAAUGUUAAAUGCCCUGAGGUCCAAGUCCCUUCCUGCCCUGCUGAUUCCUUCCUCACUGAGCCUUACAUUCCUCAUGGCCAAUGCUGCCCCCUGGUGCCAGCUAUCUGCACAUGCAACUUCGAUAAAUGCCUGAUGGCACCCCCGACCUGUCCUCCUGGCCAGCAAGUCCACGGUGUGGAGAGCAGGGAUGGUCUUCCAGGGGCUUGUUGCCACCAGUACCAGUGUGUGUAGGGUUAGGCACUGCUUAGGCAGCAAAGUUUGAUGAGAUGAUGACAAAGAGAAAAAAAGAGAGAAGGGGUAGACAGGCCAAAGGAAAGUGCCAGGACCUCAAACAGAGCUGGACUCGACAGACAGGACUCCACUGGUUAAUAGCUGAUGGAUUUUUGAGCGACGUUGCCUAAAUGUAACUAAAACCAUUUAACUAAAUUCUAAUACAUUCUAAUAGAUCACUGAUAAUGGGUUGGGAGGAAUAGGCUACUGUGCCCGUGGUAGGAUACUGGAUGUCAUGUGCAUAUUUUCAUAAUAAAGGAAACAAUAGACCCCUC